AUGGAGAGAAAAGACAGAGCCGACGACGAAGAGGAGAUGAUGGCAGCAGAGAUGGCCGAGCUGGAGCGAAUGGAUCAGGCCCAGCGAGACAUGGACAACGAUAGCGAGGGCAGUGAUCGCGAUGCCCUGCCUCCGCCGGCCAACGAAGAAGAGAUCGCAGAAGCUCGGGAGAUUUUCAAGAAAGCCCAGGAAGAUCUCAAGGAGCGCAACCGGAUGAAGGAGCUUGUCAAGGAUGCCAACCAAAGCGAUCUCCAGGCCAUGAUAAACGCCCGGCUUGCCAAGCGGUGA
Symbiodinium pilosum is the source of this 288-nucleotide messenger RNA. Lineage: Eukaryota; Dinophyceae; Suessiales; Symbiodiniaceae. The record is from the annotation of a GenBank genome assembly.